Zygotorulaspora mrakii is the source of this 420-nucleotide messenger RNA. It is a transcript of the gene VPS55, whose product is annotated as Vps55p. NCBI's taxonomy places the organism in Eukaryota, Fungi, Ascomycota, Saccharomycetes, Saccharomycetales, Saccharomycetaceae. The transcript has a single exon. Gene Ontology annotation, biological process: late endosome to vacuole transport via multivesicular body sorting pathway. The record is from RefSeq and is a predicted model, not a curated record. Bases 1 to 420 code for a protein of 139 amino acids. Gene Ontology annotation, cellular component: endosome; Vps55/Vps68 complex.
AUGGAUCUCAAGGUAUCUCCCUUAACUAAAAUCAUUUCCCUUUCAGGGUUUUUAGCACUCGGUUUUUUAUUGGUUAUUUUAAGUUGCGCCCUAUUCCAUAAUUAUUACCCAUUAUUUGAUAUCCUAAUCUUUCUGCUAGCACCAAUACCAAAUUCACUUUUCAGCAAAUCAAAUUUAGAUAAUGCAGAUUUUAUGUCUGAUUCACCAAGUAAUGCACAAGAUUUUGGUAGUUUUUUGACUGGUUUACUGGCAACAAGUGGUAUUGCCCUACCGGUAGUUUUUUACCAUUGCCAGCUAAUAGGUCUAAUGAGUUGUGUUAUGAGUAUUCUAGGUGGGCUUAUUAUAUAUUCAAGUAUAGUUGUAUUUUCGUGGUUUUUCCAUUCAAGUUGGGAACAUGAAGAAGACGCAUUAUUUGGUUGA